Babjeviella inositovora NRRL Y-12698 is the source of this 2200-nucleotide messenger RNA. RefSeq lists its product as uncharacterized. Lineage: Eukaryota; Fungi; Ascomycota; Pichiomycetes; Serinales. The record is from RefSeq and is a predicted model, not a curated record. Gene Ontology annotation, cellular component: nucleus. The transcript has a single exon. Gene Ontology annotation, biological process: regulation of DNA-templated transcription. Bases 428 to 1879 code for a protein of 483 amino acids.
GAGACAUUUGCCUGUGGACUUUUUCGGCUUCAUACAACCCAUGCGUGGUUAGAAAAUCCUUUAAUAGACACCGUUCCCUCGAUUUUAAGCAGGGGUGAAGCAUACUCUAGACUGUUUCUGUUUGUAACUUCCCCGACGUACUCUCAACUUAUCCAUACAACGUACUCUCAUCAUAUUCUCAACAUACUCUUAACAUACUCUCAACAAAGCUCUGUUAGUACACACCCGGUUCUCUCCUUAGAAACCUUAACUUCCAUACAGGUCUCUCCGAUUUUUCACCACGCCCUUGUUGACCUCUUCUCGCCGUUAGGCCUUCCUUACUAGUUUUAUUUCACCGUGAACCUUCUCUGACCGCCUUGGACAUACUCCGCUCCUUCUUUACACAUUCCCUUUUAACCCCUGUAAAUAGCAUGGCUUUCCCGUUAUAAUGGUUCCAAUCGUCCCCCUCGUUUCUGGGAACGCCCCCGCCCCUCGACCGCCGUCGAAACAACUUCUCACACACCUGAAGCCCAUCUCGGUGAUAUCCAACGCCGCGGGCUUGAACCACAGCGCCCUCAGCGGCCGCCCCGCCGUGGUGCCAACCCUCCAGAACUAUCCUCCGCAACAACACGGUCUUCCAGUUGCUAAAGCUCCCGAUUUUGUCGUAAAAACCUCCAAGAAAUGGGUCUUGCCGCCUAGGCCUAAGCCGGGCCGCAAACCGGUUGCCUCCGAGAAAAAGAACUGCCCGGCAAGACCCUUGCCUGUAGACGUCGCGGCGGUUGCGGCCGCCGCGGACGCGGCGACAGGCUCCUCUAGCAAGCCCAUUCUCCCGCUACCUCCCGUCCGCAAGAGCGUGCCAUUUGUGACGGUAGAUCCUAAGCUGAAGACAAUCAACCCGAAGUCAAUCCUUGUUCCCGUGCCUGGUGCCGGGGGCAAAGCGCCCGCGAAAGCUGCGCCACACGAUUCCGCCUCCGCGUCGGCUGCGUUAGUUCAGGGCUUGAACGGCUCCAUCGGCAACAAUCCGCUCAGCCAGGCGAUUCUCACGGUAGAUGAGGAGAACUUCCAGUUGCGUAACGAGUUGAUAAAGCUUGUGAGCGAUUUCAACAUCCUAAAGAGCGAGUUGACCCAAUCUGAAGUCCAGCCUGUGGAGUCUCGUCCGGGAUACGGUAGCCGUAAGCGAAGCCACGACAAUCUCGAUUCGCCGCUUGUCCCAGACACCCCGGCAACGACCAAGGCCCCAGGAUUAGACAAGAUCCGCCACUCCAAUGCUGGGCCGUUGGUGGCGCCUGUAACGUCUCCGUUCCCUGCCACCAUUGAGGAGUCGCUUCGUGAAUAUCUCAAUCUCUCGGACAACGAAGAGGAAGAUGAUACUAUUGGUGAGUCGCCGAUCUCGGUUGAUGACGAGUUGCCUUCAUUAGCUGACACCCCUAGCAGCACCAUAGACUCAACUGUUUCCGCUCAUGACGAGCCCGAGUUGCUCCUUCUCCCGCGCCAUGAAAGGUACAAAAAGCCUGCAAAGAGUAUGCCUCACGAUAACGACUUGCUUGCCAUUCCCAACUUGUCUGAGCUGACGGGAGAUGACUUGGACUUUUCCUUCUUUAAUAUCACCUCUCCCUCGCCGUUUGAUGAGCCUUACUUCCCGGCCAAAGCUGGAAAGCUGGCCAAAUCCGGCAACGCAUUUACCUCAAUUGACUUCACCUCUUUAGCCAGCGACGACUGGAUGUUGGACUCCCCCGGAUCCAGCGACGUGGCCUUCCAGCGCUCCAGCUUAUCCCUCGACGAUACGAGAAAAUCUAAUAACUUGAUCCUCUCCUUCAUGGACAAAGAACCCAAAUACGACAAUCCCAUGAGCAAUGAAGGGAUCGACAGUUUGGGCUGGGGGUCCUUAAAUCCGUUUUAGCCCCUCCCCUGCAUCCCAACCUCUUAAUGCCAUCCCUUUUUUUCUUCUUCUCACGCAGCUAUGAUUUACUCUCGACUUACUCUCUACAUUAUGAUUUACGAUUUCUAUAUUCCCGACACCUUACGCCACUCUCUAUUCAUAUAUCACCAUAAAUUUAUAGGUCUGGGUAGAAAGAUAUACCUGGUAGCCAGAUAGAUGUGCAAUGAAAAGUUUUUGUCCCAUAUUGGACACAGAUUGGCCACAUGGUCAAAUUAUGAAUUAUUUUGAAUUCCACUCUAUGUAUAACAGUAUUUACACACAUCGAUAUUUUUGCGCUGUUAG